This is a messenger RNA of Rotaria socialis, 2976 nucleotides long. The record is from the annotation of a GenBank genome assembly. NCBI's taxonomy places the organism in Eukaryota, Metazoa, Rotifera, Eurotatoria, Philodinida, Philodinidae.
AUGCACGUAGCAAUAUUUUGCUUGGUUCUUCUUUUCGUUGCGACACACGGUCUUCCAACACCGUACAAGUCACAAAACAGCUGUGGUUAUGACUCAUGCAAUUUGGGUAAACCUGAUAAACUCAAUGUUCAUAUCGUAGCUCAUACACACGAUGAUGUUGGUUGGUUGAAAACAGUCGAUCAGUAUUAUUAUGGAUCACGUAGUGAAAUUGUUAACCGUGGCGUUCAAUAUAUUCUCGAUUCAGUGGUGUCGGCAUUAUUAGACAAUCCCGAUCGUCGAUAUAUCUAUGUUGAAAUGGCAUUUUUCUGGCGUUGGUGGAAUGAACAAUCGAACGACACGCGUAAUGCCGUUAAACAACUUGUCAACGAAGGUCGCCUGGAAUUUAUCUCGGGUGGUUGGUCAAUGAAUGAUGAGGCAGCAACACACUACAAUUCGAUUAUUGAUCAACAUGCGUUAGGUGCCGAAUUUUUACAUGAUACAUUUGGCGACUGUGCUCGACCGAAAAUUGGCUGGCAAAUCGAUCCAUUUGGUCAUUCGCGAGAAAUGGCUUCACUUAUGGCACAGAUGGGCUUCGAUGGUCUAUUUUUCGGACGUAUUGACUAUCAAGAUCGAAUACCUCGAACUAUAGAAAAGAACUUAGAAAUGAUGUGGAAAGGAAGUGCCAACUUAGGCCGUCAAAGUUGGCUCUUCACAGGCGUUUUACCACAUUCAUAUAGUGGGCCGAAUACAUUUUGUUUUGACAUACAUUGUAAUGAUCAACCGAUUAUGGAUGAUAAACGCUUACACGAUUAUAAUGUUCCGGAACGUGUUCAAUCAUUUAUUAAUGCAGCGCAUCUUGAGGCUCAUGGUUAUGCAACGAAUCAUAUCAUCAUAACGAUGGGUGAUGAUUUUCAGGAUCAGAAUGCUCAUGAGAAAUUCAAAAAUUUAGACAAAUUGAUUCAUUAUGUUAACUUAGCGCAAGAGAAUGGUAGCAAUGUCAAUGUCUUUUAUUCUACGCCUUCGUGUUAUUUAUAUGCUUUGAAUAAAGCUGAACGAGUAUGGACAUCGAAAAGUGAUGAUUUUUUCCCAUAUGCUAGCGUUCCGUUUGCGUACUGGACCGGCUAUUAUACUUCCCGGCCUGCGUUAAAACGUUAUGAACGUUAUGCAAAUAAUAUUCUUCAAGUUACCCGUCAGCUAAAUGGAUUUUCCCAGAAGAAUUUGCGAAAUAACAUUUUUUAUUUGAGUGAAGCAAUGGGCCUUGCUCAACAUCAUGAUGCAGUUAGUGGAACAGAGAAACAACAUGUAGCAAAUGAUUAUGCUCAGCGAUUGUCUGAUGGUAUCGAUCAAGCAGUGGAAGUGAUCAACGAUGCUUAUGCACAACUAUUGCCUCGAGAAGGUCAAACAGUACCAGUGGCCCGCCAAUUUCUUUGUCCUUACUCGAAUAUUAGUGAAUGUCUGCCAAUUGAAGGUGCAAAUCAAUUCACAGUGACACUAUGGAAUCCAACUAUUCAUCCAGUAACAAUUCAUCCUCAUGUACCUGUCACUCGUGAAUAUAUAAUUCGUGAUCCACAAGGAAAUCUUAUUUCAGCUGAAUAUCUUCCGAUUUCGGAAACGAUGAAAAAUAUUCCUGGUCGAACAAGUUCAGCUCAGUAUCAAUACCUAUUUCAAGCAUCGUUACCAGCACUUGGUUACAAUACGUAUUAUUUCGAAGUGAAAGCUGAUGGGAUCAAGACCGAGCACAACAAAGUGAAAAUAGUACAAAAUCAAGCAUGCACUCUACAGAAUGAACAUUUGCGAGCGGAAUUUGAUAGUCUUGGAGAUUUAAGAAGUAUCACUAAUUUCGAUAAGCAAGUAGUAGUAUCGGUCCUUAAUCAGGGUUUCUACUGGUAUGAAAGCCACCCCGGUGAUCGUACAACUCCAGAAUUAUCUCCAUCAGGUGCUUAUAUCUUCCGACCGUUGAUUCCUGAGGCAGUACCCGUGAGUCUUUUACGUACAAUAAAUUGCACGCAAACAGAUACCGUACAAAAAGCAACGAUUGUUUUCAAUGAAUGGAUUAGUCAAGAGAUCAGCCUCUAUCGUGGAGCAUCGGCCAUUGAAGUCGAAUGGACAGUUGGACCGAUCCCCAUUGAAGAUAAUAAAGGCAAAGAAAUUAUUAUUCGUUAUAAUACUAAUAUUGAUAGUGGAUCGAAAUAUUAUACUGAUGCUAAUGGACGUGAAGUUCUUGAACGUAUUCGUAAUCAUCGACCAACAUGGCCUUAUUUCGUUGAUGAACCAAUUAGUGGUAAUUAUUAUCCAAUUAACAGUCGUAUUUGGAUUCGAGAUAAUGAUCGUCAACUGACUAUUCUUACCGAUCGAUCCGAAGGUGGUGGAAGUAUGUACGAUGGUUCGGUUGAAAUUAUGGUUCAUCGUCGCGUACUUCACGAUGAUUCGUUGGGUGUUAAUGAAGUUUUGAAUGAGACUGCUUAUGGUAAAGGUCUUGUUGUGACCGGCAAACAUAUUCUUAUUGUCGAUAGACCAGAAGAUAGCGCUCGACUACAUCGAAGUGGUGCUCAGCAAAUGUUCAUGCACCCUCUAGCUACCUAUUCCAUACCGAACACAUCAUCGUAUGCGAACUAUUCAAAUGUUUAUCGUCAAAGUUGGUCAGCUUUGUCAGAUGUGAUGCCACUGAAUGUACAUCUAUUGACAUUCGAUCAAUUAGCUCUCAAACAGUAUCUUGUACGAGUUGAACAUUAUUUUGAAUUGAACGAAGAUGAAACCUAUUCACAACCGGUGACAAUAGAUUUACAGGCUUUAUUUAAAAGCAUCGGUACCAUUAAUGAAAUGACUGAAUUAAUACUGACUGCCAAUUUACCAUUGUCCGAGCUCAAUCGACUCGACUGGAUGACAAAAGAAGGAGAAUCUUCACAUGUCGAUAUGUUUCAACAACAAUCAUUGAAAGAAACAACAAUCACUCUUAAUCCAAUGCAAAUUCGAACAUUUCAAAUUACGAUCGACUAG